Molecule: messenger RNA, 2140 nt
Organism: Pangasianodon hypophthalmus (striped catfish)
Lineage: Eukaryota; Metazoa; Chordata; Actinopteri; Siluriformes; Pangasiidae
Gene: hoxa13a
Product: homeobox A13a
Exons: 2
Coding region: 95-1015 (306 amino acids)
Biological process (GO): regulation of transcription by RNA polymerase II
Molecular function (GO): DNA-binding transcription factor activity, RNA polymerase II-specific; RNA polymerase II cis-regulatory region sequence-specific DNA binding
Source: RefSeq, a predicted model, not a curated record
AUCUCUUGACUUCUGCAGAAUUGGUUUUUCUGCUGUUGUUCAUUUCAGAAGAUUUUUAAGUGAAAGAGCCCCACGCCUCGAUGUUCGACUGGCUAUGACAACGUCACUGGUCCUGCGCUCGCGCUGGACCGACCCGGUCAUGUUUUUAUAUGACAGCACCAGUGCUCUGGAAGACGCAGGCAAGAACAUGGACGCAUUUGCGGGAGGCAGUUUUGCACCGAGCUCGUGCAGAAAUCUCAUGGCUCCCAGCGCUGCCUACACGUCGAGCGAAGUGACUACUGCAGGAGUUGGUGAGCCUGGAAAACAAUGCAGCCCGUGCACGGCCUCGCAGGGAUCUGGCGGCGCAUCGCUGCCUUAUGGGUAUUUUGGCAGCGGUGGAUAUUACUCAUGCCAAGUGUCUCACCCUCACUGGGCUGGCAGUGGGGUUAAAUCUUCCGCUCAUUCGCCAGUCUCUGCCUCCUCGCAAUACGGGGAUAAAUAUAUGGAUAUGUCAACCCCGUCGGCCGAAGAUUAUGUUGCUUCUCGAGCCAAGGAGUUUGCAUUCUACCCGAGCUAUGGUUCGAGUCCGUACCAGCCCUUUGCCGGCUACCUAGAUGUACCUGUAGUGCAGGCUGUGAGCGGGCCAUCGGAGCACAGGUCCGAGUCUUCUUUAUUGCCUGUGGAAAGUUAUCAGCCAUGGGCAAUCAGCGCUAGCGGCUGGAACGCGCAAGUCCGCUGUGAAAAGGAGCAACCGCAUACAGAGCACGUUUGGAAAUCAUCUAUACCAGACUCAGUUCCUCACAGGGGGGCAGACGCAAGUCCGUUCCGGCGCGGCAGAAAGAAACGAGUCCCAUACACGAAGGUGCAACUGAAAGAACUCGAGCGCGAAUACGCAGCCAACAAGUUCAUUACCAAGGACAAGCGCAGGCAGAUAUCCGCACUGACCAACCUGUCUGAAAGACAGGUGACCAUCUGGUUUCAGAACCGACGAGUAAAAGAGAAGAAAAUUGUCAACAAAUUAAAAACUAACGGUUAAAUACAACAGAAAGGAACAUUCGAAUGCACACAAAACUAUAUAUGUGAAUAUAGACGUUUUAUUGAAUUCUUCGUUUGCCUAGACUACCAGCUCGCAGAAAAUGCCUUGGAAUCUGAGAAAUGAGAUGUUGACGCGGAGCGACAUUUCCCCUCUGCGCCAGGCUGUGGUGCGCAGUGUGUGAUUGCCGCAACUCGGGACUAAGAACAUCACUAACGCUGUCGGUUGUGAAAAUCCAAUAUUUACGCAACUUCUCAUAAAAAUUCCACGAAUGUGGAUGCUGUCCGAAAAUGACACAGUAGCAGGCUUGUCAGUUGCUGACUGGUUCUGUGCUAGACUUCUGCGCUUUAAGGUUUUUUUGCUCGCGGUCUCACGCCUUGUGCUCAGCGAUAAAUAUGAGGAGAAACCAGUUGAUAAAUUGUUUCCCUAUUUCAUGUACAGUACCAUUUUAGUAAUAAUAAUAAUAAUAAUAAUAAUAAUUUUUCUUAUCUAUCUAAAUACUAGAGUGACUCAUCUGCGUCUAUGCCAGAUUAAUGUUGUUCAAGCCCGUCUCAAUAAACCAUUGAUAUAAUUAAAGAUAAAACCGUUUUCUUUUGACGUCACCAAGUUCAAAUCACUAAAAGAAUUCUGCCUGAAAUAUUCAGUAAAUUUAUUCACGCCUUUGCAAAGUUUCCUCAAGUCAGUCCUCGUCUGUGUUGUGUGUCCAAGAACGUUACUGUAUGUCAAAAAGGCGAUGUGGGUUGUUUCAAUACAUAGCUUCAUUUUUAAUUUUGUUCCGUACAGCAUCAUUCUGUACGGAAUCGAGACAAUAUGCUGCGCUGCAAGCUCAUUUGUAGAGCAACAGUGCCAUCUGCUGAUGAGUUUGGAUUGGUUCAGUUCAUUAACUCUGAAUAUUUCCUCUAAAUUAUGAUUUCUGGUCAAAAAGUCGUUUCCCUAAAAGCAAAUAAACAUGACUAUUACUUGAAUUCAUGAAUAGCCUCCAUACGAUAGAGGUAGUAUAGAGUAUAAAGUAUAGCGCAAGCAUUACAGCAGACAUUUUAUGUCUUUCACUACUUUAAUACAGUUAGUCAUGUAGUGAAUGCAAGCUCAUGCAGAACGUAAGAACAUAGGCUUGUCCGAUAUAAUGAU